This is a messenger RNA of Carassius carassius (crucian carp), 1951 nucleotides long. It is a transcript of the gene f11r.1, whose product is annotated as F11 receptor, tandem duplicate 1. The record is from RefSeq and is a predicted model, not a curated record. The transcript is spliced from 8 exons. The coding region runs from base 189 to 1043 and encodes 284 amino acids. Gene Ontology annotation, cellular component: bicellular tight junction. NCBI's taxonomy places the organism in Eukaryota, Metazoa, Chordata, Actinopteri, Cypriniformes, Cyprinidae. Gene Ontology annotation, biological process: regulation of membrane permeability; cell adhesion; intestinal absorption.
UAACACAGUAUCACUCAGCAGGGCGUUUGUGUCUACCAUUCAGCUUAUCAUGACUCAGCUGAGCUUUGCGAGGGCAUAGCAAAUACACAACUCCCUAAAAGUUCUCGUAAAGUAAUAUAAAACCAGAUUUUUCUUUAUUUUUAUCUUUAAAAAAAGCAAUAUUUUGGAAGCCAUUGGAGCAAGUGGAUAUGUUGACCUUCGUCUUUGUGUGCCUCUCUAUUUCAGUCACAGGACUGCAUGCUUUUAUUGUUACUGUUGCUAAUCCCUCAGUACAAGUGAAAGAGAAUGAGGGAGUUGACUUGAAAUGUUCCUACACUUCUGACUUUGGGACAUCACCCAGAGUAGAAUGGAAGUUCAGGGAUCUCAAGGGCUCUCAAACAUUGGUCUACUAUGAUAAACAGCCAACAGGGAACUAUGCAGGCCGUAUCACACUGUAUAAUGGAGGACUGCGAUUUAACAAGGUGACACGAGCAGACAACGGAAACUAUGAUUGUGAGGUGUCUGGAAAUACUGGAUAUGACGAGAAGACCAUCAAACUCACAGUCCUUGUGCCUCCUUCCAAGCCUGUAUCCAGAAUUCCUUCAUCCGUCAGGACAGGCAGUAACGUUCGCCUGACCUGCUUCGACACAGAUGGCUCCCCUCCAUCCAGCUAUAAGUGGUACAAAGAAAACAUUCUCCUCCCCGAGGAUCCAACCAUUUCUUCCAAUUUUAAGAACCUCACUUACAAGAUUGACGUUAAGAAUGGUAACCUGGAGUUUGUGAGUGUGUCUAAGUUGGAUACCGGUUCAUAUUUCUGUGAGGCCAGUAAUGGAGAAGGCGCCCCUCAGCGUGGAGAUGCAAUGCGCAUGGAAGUCUAUGAUCUAAAUGUCGGUGGCAUUGUUGCGGCAGUUAUUCUUGCUUUGCUGGCAGUUGGAUUGCUCCUCUUUGGUCUUUGGUUUGCCAGAAAAAAGGGAUAUCUGCCAAGUAAGUUCUCACUGCAUAACCAAAACAAAAAGCGGUUUAUACACAGCCCAGAACAGAGGAUAUGUAUGAUGGUGAUGUAAGUCUUGAUGUAAUAUCUUGCUUAGUUUUGUAAAUUAUAUUAAUCAGGAUUUUUCUUUUCAAUAGUUGAUUUUGAAUGUCCUUUUCUAAUUGUGCCCUUUCUACCAACUGAGUAGUGGCAUUGCUAAAAUAAUUAUAUUUACUCUGUUUUAUGUGUCUGUUUCAGGAGGAAUACAGACAGAAAUCAUCUUUUAUUGUGUAGUCUGUGCUACUCUGCAUGAAACGUGGAGAUUCAGUGCCUAGAUCAAGUUUAUACAAAUCAGGAUCGGUGUAUAUGUGACGGGAAAUGCCUUCCUACUCUGCUUUCCAUGCUGGUUGACCAUAGAAAUAUUCAAAAGCAGCAAUUGUAAAUGUUCAGAUUUAAUUUUAGGAAUCUAGACCUGUUUGGUUUUGUAGAAAUUAAUAGAAAUGUAAUUUGUUGAAUUAUGAUUAGUCUGUUAGUGGAACACAAACCUAAAGGGUCUAAGAUCAAUUCUCUAUUUAUAUAAUUCACUUUAUUGUGUAGUUAUGUGUGGAAUAAGAUGUCCAGUGCUGUUUUUACACAAAUCUGUACUAUGAGAUGGAAACUUUUUGGGGAAGAGAAGGUACUACGAAUGUUCCCCAUUCAGGAUAUAAUGUCCCCUCUCCUUUAUAAAAACAAUUGCUGUACAUUGUAGUCAUUUGAUAUGUGGUUUGUCACUUUUUUAUGAUAGAGUACCUUGUGUGUUUUUAUGUGUUUAUAUACCUUUUAUGAAAUGUAAAUAGAUCUUUGUCUUUUUAUUAGAUUUAUUUUAAGAUUUGAAAUAGUGCUUAAUUGGCCUUUCUGAAUUAUUCAUCUGGAAGAAAAUUACAGAUUCCCUUUUGUUUGGUUUAAUUUUUAAUGUUUUACUUGAUCCCAUUCUUCUAAUAAAAUGAAAUUUACUGAAUAUGA